Saccostrea cuccullata (small rock oyster) is the source of this 1353-nucleotide messenger RNA. RefSeq lists its product as uncharacterized. The record is from RefSeq and is a predicted model, not a curated record. The transcript is spliced from 2 exons. NCBI's taxonomy places the organism in Eukaryota, Metazoa, Mollusca, Bivalvia, Ostreida, Ostreidae. Bases 468 to 1235 code for a protein of 255 amino acids.
AUAUAAGUUGAGAAAAAAGUCCGUAACUUUAAUAUUAAUACUUCGAGAAACAUUGCUAAUGAUGUUCUCCGCCUCAUUGACAUCGAUAAGAACCCAAGUUACCUAAUUAAACCUGUAUAAAAUACAAAGUAUAUCAAUGUUAAUGUCACCUUUGUCAAGGUAAAUCGUGAUCCAUUUCCUGUGGAAGAUAGAAAGAACAUGCUUAAAUUGCAAAUGAUACAAUGGUAUACAAGAGUAAAACAAAAAAAUGCGGGAAAGAUCGAUCUGACAUAAUCAUGGGAUUUAGCUAUUUAAUUAACAAAUUAGUUACAAAAUUUAGAUAGGGUGAUCAGUUAUUUCCUAUAAUUAUCUUAAAUAUAUACAUUAGUUUCUAAUUCUUAUAUAUGUUUAAUCCGUUGCAAGUUUGUAAAUUGUAAAAAGCGGAACGUUAAUUGUGCUCUGCAUUAUUUAAAUUCAUAUAAAAUUCAAUGUUCUUUGCAGCUGUCAAAAAGGACAAACCUAAGAAAUCUUCCAGUGGAGUAUUGGCACAUGCAAUAACAUUUCCAGUCAUCAAAGAGGAAGUGGAAGAGGAGGAAGCGGAAGAAGAAUACUUUCGGAACCAACCAGAUUCUCCCUUAACUUCUCUGUAUUGUGGAACAAGAUGGAAGAACCGCACUUGGCCAGACUUUUUAUAUGACAAAUCGUUUGCUGUAAAUUAUUAUGCAGAUUAUGACUUGGAAUCGAUGGAUACAGACGAAGAUGACGUAUUUUUGUCAGAACCUGGAAAUAAUACACAAGUUAAAUUUCCUGAUUUCCAGGAUAACAGUGAUUCAGACUCGGAAAUGGCAAACAUUAUAAAACAAAAUCUCAUUUUUGAGAAUAAAAACUUCUCCAAUUCAUUUACAGAAAGGUCUAACGGAUCCUGUAGGAUAGACCAAGACAUGAAUGCAAAUACAUACACGGACAGGUGCGCGUUAUCUAUUCUAAAACAGAAUGGUAACGUCCCACAUACUGUAAGACCUUUACCUGACAUCAGUAACAGUUUUACGGACAAUGCGGCACUGUCUUGCCAAGCAAACCACAGUGUUGUGCCGACAUUCUCUGACAUCACGGGGGUGAACUUUGCCCUGUUUGUGUUGCUGUUGUCGGGGUACACUUUCCUAGCAUUACGAUGGAACAUGGAUCCUAGAACGUUCGUGUGUUUUGAAUUAUUUGUUGAGUUUUUAUUCUUAAUUGUGAGUUCUUUAUUAGACUAAUUAAUGUACACAUACGUAUAUAGAGGGUUUAUUGUUUAAAAAUAUAACAUGAAUUCUGCGUUGCCUUUUUGAAUAUUUAUUGUUGAACAUAGAUUAAAGAGAUUGAUUAAUUUUGUAA